Vanderwaltozyma polyspora DSM 70294 is the source of this 573-nucleotide messenger RNA. RefSeq names its product frequenin (gene FRQ1). Bases 1 to 573 code for a protein of 190 amino acids. Gene Ontology annotation, molecular function: calcium ion binding. The transcript has a single exon. Gene Ontology annotation, cellular component: membrane; cytosol; intracellular membrane-bounded organelle. The record is from RefSeq and is a predicted model, not a curated record. NCBI's taxonomy places the organism in Eukaryota, Fungi, Ascomycota, Saccharomycetes, Saccharomycetales, Saccharomycetaceae.
AUGGGGGCUAAAGCAUCAAAGUUAUCAAAGGAUGAUCUAACUAGUUUAAGACAGUCUACAUAUUUCGAUCGUAGAGAGAUUCAACAAUGGCACAAGGGAUUCCUUAGAGAUUGUCCUGCUGGCCAGUUGACUCGUGAAGAUUUUGUCAAGACUUAUAAACAAUUCUUCCCAUUUGGGUAUCCUGAAGAUUUUGCAAACCAUGUAUUUAAUGUAUUCGAUAAAGAUAAUAAUGGUGCUAUUGAUUUUAAAGAGUUUAUCACUGUCUUGAGUGUAACGUCAAGGGGUACAUUGGAGGAAAAAUUGGUUUGGGCCUUCCAACUUUAUGAUUUGAACCAUGACGGUUAUAUUACCUACGAUGAAAUGUUGACUAUCGUCUCAAGUAUAUACAAGAUGAUGGGCUCAAUGGUUCAGUUGAGUGAAGAUGAAGCUACUCCAGACUUGAGAGUCAAAAAAAUCUUCAAGAUUAUGGAUAAAGAUGAAGACGGUUAUAUUACAUUAGAUGAGUUUAGGGAAGGUUCUAAAGUUGAUCCCUCAAUUGUAGGUGCAUUAAAUUUAUAUGAUGGAUUGGUAUAA